This is a messenger RNA of Colletotrichum aenigma, 1059 nucleotides long. RefSeq names its product Actin patches distal protein 1 (gene APD1). NCBI's taxonomy places the organism in Eukaryota, Fungi, Ascomycota, Sordariomycetes, Glomerellales, Glomerellaceae. The transcript has 2 exons. The coding region runs from base 1 to 1059 and encodes 352 amino acids. The record is from RefSeq and is a predicted model, not a curated record.
AUGGUCUUCAAAACCCUCAUCAACGGCGCGCGCAAGCUUGCGCUCGGCGAGGCCAGCGUCCCUGCCACGGAGCUCUUCGCCAAGACGGAUCCGACCGUCGACGGCGACGAGUGCGAGCACGACUGCGAGAGCUGCCACGUCAAGUACCCCAAGGGCUUCAAGAUCGAUGAGGGCGACGAGCUGUACGGGCACGUCAAGGGGUGGGCGACGCACGCGCUCGUGGCGACGGGGAAGAGCGACUGGGUAAGGGACGUGGCGGACGAGAAGGGCAGCGUGAUGGAGGCGAUUGGGAGGGCUGCUGCGCCUAGUAAUGGGAAACUGAUGCUCUCUGCCUCCAACAUCCCCACGCCGACACACCACAACGACUACGCCGAGCCCACGACCGUCCUCCUCCUCCCCGCCUUCGUCAUCAUCGACCACGUCACCCCGAAGCGCGUGCCGGAGCUCAUCACCGAGUUCGUCGACAAGGCGCCCACGAACACGGACCCGCUCGCGCCGCUGGCCCUGCCGGCCUCCGUCCCCGUCGCAUCCACAAACGGCACCGAGACCGGCGACGCUUCCUCUCUGGCGAUCCCCCCGCAGAUGUCCCGCCGCCCGUGUCCGCACAGCGCGCUCAUCCUGCUCUGCUCGCAGAAGACGCGCGACGCGCGCUGCGGGCAGUCGGCGCCGCUGCUGCGCAAGGAGCUCGAGCGCCACCUGCGCCCGCUGGGCCUGUUUCGCGACAUGGACGACGAGAGGCCUGGCGGGGUGGGGAUUUACUUCAUCAGUCACGUGGGCGGGCAUAAGUACAGUGCGAACGUGAUGGUGUACCGGCGGCCGGACGCGUUUGGGCUGGACGAUGUGGAGAGGGCGAAGGGGGAGGAGAUUAAGGUGACGCCGAAGGUGGUGCUGCCGGAAGAGGAGGACGUGGGGGCGGCGCAGUGUAUUUGGCUGGCGAGGGUGAAGCCGGAGGACUGUGAAAAUUUGGUGCGGUAUACGAUUUUGCAGGGGAAGGUUGUGAAGCCGGAGACGCAGUUGAGGGGCGGGUUUGAUCGGGCCAAGGGGUUGAUGAGUUGGUAG